This is a messenger RNA of Tyto alba (common barn owl), 572 nucleotides long. Its product is annotated as prefoldin subunit 2-like. The coding region runs from base 33 to 491 and encodes 152 amino acids. Gene Ontology annotation, biological process: protein folding. Gene Ontology annotation, molecular function: protein folding chaperone. Gene Ontology annotation, cellular component: prefoldin complex; cytoplasm. NCBI's taxonomy places the organism in Eukaryota, Metazoa, Chordata, Aves, Strigiformes, Tytonidae. The transcript has 4 exons. The record is from RefSeq and is a predicted model, not a curated record.
AAGGGGCAGGAGGUGGGGGGGGGGGGGCGAAGAUGGCGGACAGCGCGAAGGGUCGGGCGGCGGCCGCGCCCGGGGGGAAAGCGCUGACGGCGGAGCAGGUCGUGUCCCGGUUCAACCGGCUGCGGCAGGAGCAGCGGGGCCUGGCCUCGAAGGCGGCCGAGCUGGAGCUGGAGCUGAACGAGCACAGCCUGGUGAUCGAGACGCUGCGGGAGGUGGAUCCCACGCGGAAAUGUUACCGCAUGGUGGGCGGCAUCUUGGUGGAGCGAACCGUGAAGGAGGUGCUGCCGGCGCUGGAGAGCAACAGGGAGCAGCUCAGCAAAAUCAUCGAGACGCUGAACCAGCAGCUGCAGGCGAAGGGCCGGGAGCUGAACGAGUUUCGGGAGAAGCACAACAUUCGCUUGGUGGGGGAGGACGACCCCAAGCAGCCCCCCAAGGAGGGGCCCGAGGGGGCGGGGGCCAAGGGCGGCUCCGCCGGCGUCCUGGUCUCCUAGAGCCCCCCCCGCCGCUAUUUACUGCUGCGCCUCCCGUGCUUUUUUGUUAAAUAAAUAUUUGUGUUUUGUUUUUUUUUUUUU